Saccostrea cuccullata (small rock oyster) is the source of this 1276-nucleotide messenger RNA. RefSeq lists its product as uncharacterized. Bases 94 to 1200 code for a protein of 368 amino acids. NCBI's taxonomy places the organism in Eukaryota, Metazoa, Mollusca, Bivalvia, Ostreida, Ostreidae. The transcript has 9 exons. The record is from RefSeq and is a predicted model, not a curated record.
GUUGGAAGGCGUGUCGAAAUAUUGACGAGUAAUAUCGCUAUCUAAUAUCUAAGAGUUGAAAUCAAACAAGAAUAUUUGGGAUGUGAUAAUAAGAUGAGGAAUAUGCGCCUUCUUCUAGCUGUCCUCUAUGUCCUUAUAGAGAUAGAUAAAGGGGCUUUUGUCAAUCCUUGUGACAAGGAAAACCAUUCCAUUCUUCCAAAUGGAGGAUGGAGGGGAACAGCAUGCAAACGUACAAGAGAAAAAAGCAUUUGCGACAGAUACAUUGAAACUGGUCAAAAUAAAUGGUACAAAGUAUUAGGUCAUGAUGACAGACUUCCCAGGAAAAUGGCCGAGGGUCCUGUGAGAAUGUUUUACUGUGGAACGAAUUACCCUCUGUACUUGCCUAAAGGCUCUCAUCCUACCACUGAUGGGACAGUUGUAACAAAAAAAGCAUGCAUGCAUGCUGGUUCUGAUGUAUGUAAAAAACAGUAUCCAGUGCAAAUUUUGAAGUGCGGAACCUUUUACUUAUACAACUUCUCUCGUCCAGAUAGUUGUGAUGUAGCUUAUUGCUUUGGAGAAAAUAUGGAAUGUUCAAAACCAGACCCUUGUGAGGAAACAAAUCGGCUCAAUCUUCCUGUUUCCGGAGAUCGAUCAACUAGUUGCCAAGACAAAUCGCUUAGACUAUGCGACUCCGUUCUGCGAAAUAGUUGGUAUCGACCGAUGAAGGGAAAUGUUGAUGUGGAAAUGCCUACAUCAUGUGUUGAAAGGGACAGCUGUGGAACAGAAGCCCCUAUUUGGUUGAAUGGCUUAGGGCCUAGUCUUGCUGAUAAAACAGUAGACAUGAAAGCCUGUGUAAAUUUGGGGAAAACAAAUAAAUGUUCCUGUGACAGGGAAAUUGAUAUACAAGUGCGGAAUUGUUCUUCGUAUUUAGUAUACAAUCUAACCUCCACACCAAACUGCCCUGAGAGAUAUUGUUUUGGUAAUACAGGAGAAUGUCAUGUGGAUAGCAAAGAAGACGAAUCAUUUUGGAAGAACAUCUUGAACAUACUCUGGGUUAUUUUUGCGAUGGUAGUUCUGAUUGUGUUUCUGGUGUUCGUUGGUGUUUUGAUAUUCAAAAAAGUUUUCAAUCAAAGUACAAAGAUUCGGACAAGCAAGGAUGAAAUAAAAAGUGAAAUUCAACAAACACAAAGCGGAAUACAAGGCAAGCAAUGGCAUGGUUGACAUUACAAUUAGCCAGAUAAUAUAAAACAGAACAAGUGACAUUUAAGUACAAAAUCUUGUACCUUGUAUGCUGUUC